AUGUACAUAGCCGCGUCAACAAACGCCGUCAGCUCCGUGCUCGUCCAAGAAAGGGACAACACCCAACAUCCAAUAUACUUUACAAGCCGCAUCCUCCAAGACCCAGAAACACGAUAUCAAAUGGUGGAGAAGGUAGCACUUGCAAUCAUAACAGCAGCACGUCGUCUGCGACCAUACUUCCAAUCACACACGAUCAUCACCAGAACGGACCAUCCCAUACAGAAAAUACUGCAAAAACCCGAUUUAGCAGGUCGGCUAUCCUCUUGGGCCAUCGAACUGUCAGAAUUUACUAUCCACUACGAACCGCAUGGACCUAUCCGAGCACAGUGCCUAGCAGACUUCGCCAACGACCUUCAAGAGCAAGCCCCCCAUGACACCCAGUGGACCAUGCACGUAGACGGCUCCUCAAACCCGCUGGGAGCCGGCGCCGGAAUAGUGCUAGAAGGACCCGGCAACGUCCUCAUAGAACAAUCUCUAUGUUUCACCUUCAAAACAUCCAACAAUCAAGCUGAGUACGAAGCCAUCAUCGUCGGCCUCAACUUAGCACUAGAAGUCGGCACGCGUAAACUCCUAUGCAAGAUAGACUCAAAGCUCACCGUAGGACACCUCAAUGGCGACUACCAAAUCAAAGAUCCCACCCUCGCCGUAGUAUCCCUGACCGAGCACUUUGACACUUUCCAAAUUCAACACGUCCCACGAAGCGACAAUACCCGGGCAAACAUUCUCUCAAAGCUCGCAAGUACCAAAAAGAAAGGUCGUUACAAGUCACUCCUCCAGCACACCCUAGCUACACCCUCCAUUGACCAGCAAAACCAAUGCUUAAACAUUACUACCUCUAACACCUGGAUGGAACCUUUCAUCAAAUACUUAGAAUCAGGAGUCACCCCGCCGAACGAAGAAAAAGGAUGGGUCCGGAAAGCGGCGCGAUACACCCUAAUUGGGGGCGAACUAUUCAGAAGAGGCUUCAGCAAGCCCUUGCUCAAGUGCAUAACUAGAGAAAAAGCCAACUAUAUCAUACAAGAAAUACACCAAGGCAUCUGCGGCUACCACUCAAGACCCAAAACCAUGGCCGCCAGGAUAUUACGCGCCAGUUAUUACUGGCCCACAAUGGACGAAGACUGCACCACAUACGUCCAAAAAUGCGUUCAAUGCCAAAAACACGGACCAAUAACACACAUGCACCAGGAAGAAUUACACCACGUCUCCUCACCAUGGCCAUUCUCAAAAUGGGGAAUGGACAUAAUCGGCCCAUUUGCAGCAGGGAAAGGACAGGUCAAGUUCCUUCUCGUCGCGGUCGACUACUUCUCCAAGUGGAUCGAAGCAGAACCAUUAGCCACUGUCCCAACCGUACCCAAAGUACACGGCCUCGGACUCUAA
Vigna unguiculata (cowpea) is the source of this 1377-nucleotide messenger RNA. RefSeq lists its product as uncharacterized. The record is from RefSeq and is a predicted model, not a curated record. NCBI's taxonomy places the organism in Eukaryota, Viridiplantae, Streptophyta, Magnoliopsida, Fabales, Fabaceae. Gene Ontology annotation, molecular function: nucleic acid binding; RNA-DNA hybrid ribonuclease activity.